CUCUCCCCAGACACACACACACCGAGGCCCUUGUUAACAGUGGGUGUCAGUUGGUAUUCAUCCUUCAGUGUCAUAACUGCAUUACGUGUAUUUCUACUACGGGAUGUAUGGUCCUGUGCGGCAUUUGCGGCAGUGCCUCUUAUUGCAUAAAUCAUGGAAGAUUAACUUGUGGAACUCUAUUCAAGCUGGCUGCGGCUGGCGUAAAUCUCUCCAGUACACAUCACGCUGCUUUAGUGAUGGGAAUGAGUGUCCGGAGAGCUGUGAUGUACUGGUGGUUGGUGGAGGAGCUAUUGGGUCUUCCAUCGCCUACCACCUGAAGGAGAGAGCACGAGGAGACCUCAGUGUGGUGGUCAUUGAGCGGGAUACUACCUAUAAACAGGCAUCGACUGUUCUAUCUCUUGGGAACAUUCGCCAGCAGUUCAGUGUGGCAGAGAACAUUCAGUUAUCUAUGAACAGCAUGAAGUUCCUUAAAGAGGUCCACCAGCGGCUGGCUGUGGAGGGUUUUGACCCCCCUGAUCUGCAGUUUACACCUCGGGGCUAUCUCUUCCUCGCACUCGAAGAUUAUGUCGAGCAGAUGAGAGAGAAUUUCCGGCUGCAGAUGGAGCUGGGAGCUGAAGUGGAGUGGCUGUGGCCGCGGGAGUUGGAACUUAAAUUUCCCUGGUUGCAAGUUGGAAACGUGGCCGCCGCUGUCCUGGGCACCAACAAUGAAGGAUGGUUUGACCCUUGGAGUCUGUUGACUUUGCUGCGACGAAAGGCUGUGUCGCUAGGUGCCGUGUAUGUGUCUGGAGCGGUGACGGGUCUCCACCACCAGGUGCUGACACCUGCUGAUCACCUCCACAAUCCACACACCACCCUUACUACCGCCAUAGUGAGGCUGCAGAGUGGAGAGAUGAAAGAGGUAAGGUUUUCGACAGUAGUUGUGGCGGCGGGGGCCUGGUCUGGUGCACUGGGACGACUCGCAGGUGUAGGGAAUGGACCAGGAACCCUGUCAACACCCAUACCUGUGGAGCCCAGAAAGCGGUACGUAUACUGUGUGCAUGCCCCAGAUGGUCCAUGGGACGACUGCCCCAUAUUUAACGACUACACUGGUGUCCACUUCCGGCCUGAGCGUAGCAGCAACAAACUCUACCUUUGUGGGAUGUCCCCACCAGAGUGUGCUGAGCCACCAGCAGAUGAUCUCGAAGUCGACCAUCAGUUUUUUUACACAAAUAUAUGGCCUGUGUUAGCCCAACGGGUACCUGCAUUUGAAAAUUUAAAGGUUCACAGUGCUUAUGCUGGUUACUACGACUACAACACAUUUGACCAGAACCUUAUAAUUGGCUUCCAUCCAGUGUUCACCAACAUGUGCAUUGCUACAGGGCUCAGCGGCCAUGGUAUCCAGCAGUCUAUAGCAGUUGGUUGUGCAGCAAUGGAGUGCAUCUUGGACGGCAGACCUCACUCUAUCAACCUGGAGAGAUUUAGUUUUGAUAGAAUCCUUGCAAAUAAACCUCUUAAGGAAAAGAUGGUUAUGUAGGAAUUAAGUCAGUUUUCUGUAAAACCACAAAUUUUUUGAACAUUGUAAAUGUACUACUGUAUAUAUUAUAAAUCUUAUUACUGUAAA
This is a messenger RNA of Cherax quadricarinatus, 1600 nucleotides long. RefSeq names its product FAD-dependent oxidoreductase domain-containing protein 1. Gene Ontology annotation, biological process: mitochondrial respiratory chain complex I assembly. Gene Ontology annotation, molecular function: oxidoreductase activity. Lineage: Eukaryota; Metazoa; Arthropoda; Malacostraca; Decapoda; Parastacidae. The record is from RefSeq and is a predicted model, not a curated record. Gene Ontology annotation, cellular component: cytoplasm.